Fusarium keratoplasticum is the source of this 699-nucleotide messenger RNA. RefSeq names its product Protein FYV4, mitochondrial. The transcript has a single exon. The coding region runs from base 1 to 699 and encodes 232 amino acids. The record is from RefSeq and is a predicted model, not a curated record. NCBI's taxonomy places the organism in Eukaryota, Fungi, Ascomycota, Sordariomycetes, Hypocreales, Nectriaceae. Gene Ontology annotation, cellular component: mitochondrion.
AUGAAGGGCGAACGACUCCGGUCAACUUUUGGCCUGCUUCUGCAGAGCGGCAGCGCCUUUUCGCGGACAGGACAGAUCCGACAACUGCACAAGACGAGGCCAGCACCGCCGAUCCCCCAGCCCCGACCUUUUGUUCCCGAUGUGCCGACUUUCCUCACCCUGAUCGGCCGCGGCCUCAACAAGUACGCCAACAAGUUCCCCUCGUGGGAGGCCCUCUUCUCCCUCACCUCCCCGCAACUCAAGGAGCUGGGCAUUGAGCCGCCCCGGAACCGACGAUACCUCCUCCACUGGAUGCACCGGUACCGAGAGGGCGCUCUGGGACCCGGUGGAGACUUUCAGCACGUCAAGGACGGGGAGGCACUGCUCAAGGUUGCGACACCGCCGCCGUCGAGCCUCAGCGAUGCCAAGUGGGUUGUCAACGUGCCCCACGAGGUCGAGGGUGCCGCCGCGGAGCCUUCCUCAACGCUGGUCCGGCCACAAGGAUACAAGGUGCUGGGCGCCAAGACGAUCGCAGGACCUUAUGCCACACCACUCCCCGGACUGGACGGCGCCGUGGUCAAGGUGACGGAGGGAAUGUGGGAGAACCGCCAGGGCCGCAAGAUUGACGGUGGUGAGCGCAGAAGGGCCGAGGUCCGGUUCAAGAGGAGGUCUGCGGAGCGGAGGGCCGAGCGUGAGGCCGAGAUGAUGUCGAACCUGUAA